Phaeodactylum tricornutum CCAP 1055/1 is the source of this 799-nucleotide messenger RNA. RefSeq lists its product with no specific name. The transcript has a single exon. NCBI's taxonomy places the organism in Eukaryota, Bacillariophyta, Bacillariophyceae, Surirellales, Neidiaceae. The record is from RefSeq and is a predicted model, not a curated record. Bases 18 to 779 code for a protein of 253 amino acids.
UCGAUGGGUAUUUUCCAAUGAUAGCAAAGGUGCCCUCGACUGCUGUGCGCACUCAGCUAGCACCGACCGGUGUGCUGCGGGCGGCCAUCAAUCUGUCCAAUUUUUUGUUGGUGGUUGAGCGAGAACCCAGCCCACGCGGACCGUCCCCGCGUCUCGCACAAGCCGUGGCGGAGGCCUUGGGUGUUCCGCUGCAGCUCGUUUUAUUCGAAACCCCGAGUGAGGUAGCCGAGGCUGCCAAGGACAAUGUCUGGGAUGUGGCCAAUAUCGGUAACGAACCCCAGCGUGCCGAGCACAUUGACUUUACUUCCGCCUACGUUGAGAUCGCUGCGACAUAUCUAGUCCGGAAAGGAUCCAAAUUAAAGACUGCUACGGACGUCGAUUGUCCCGGAAACCGGGUGGCUGUGAAAAAAGGUUCGGCUUACGGUUUGUGGUUGGAAAACAAUAUGAGCACCGCCGAGCUAGUCGCUUUGCCGGGAAGUGACGAUGAAGUAUUCGCCGCCUUUGCCGGACAGCACUUUGAUGCCCUUGCUGGCCUUCGACCGGGUCUUCUAAAACAACAAUUGAAACUUUCGGGAUCAAAAAUUACGGAGGGUCAUUUUACGGCAGUCCAGCAGGCCGUUGGUUUGCGGAAAGGAAGACCCGAAGCUUUAGAAUGGCUCCAGAAUUUCGUUGAAGAUGCCAAACGAGACGGAUUAAUCGAGAGUUGGAUCCAAUCGUAUGGACUACAAGGAAAGCUAUCAGUUGCACCAUUAGAAAGCCUUUGCCAAAGGAGCCUGUAGCAGAGCACAACACCCAAACC